Stegodyphus dumicola is the source of this 2296-nucleotide messenger RNA. It is a transcript of the gene Sf3b1, whose product is annotated as splicing factor 3b subunit 1. Gene Ontology annotation, biological process: spliceosomal complex assembly. Lineage: Eukaryota; Metazoa; Arthropoda; Arachnida; Araneae; Eresidae. The record is from RefSeq and is a predicted model, not a curated record. Gene Ontology annotation, molecular function: mRNA binding.
UUGUAUGUUUGUAAUGUUGCAAAGUGACUUGUAAUAAUGUUAUAGUUUGAGAACUUAAGGAAUACAUAUGAAAAGCAUAUUAAUUGAGAAAUAAAAAUUUAUUUUCUGUCCAAAGACUGUGUUAAAAUAAAGACAUAAGUAAUAUAUUACAUAACUUGUAUAGACAUGGCGGCCGUCGUCCCGCGAACACAUGAAGAAAUUGAAGAAAAAAUUCGAGAAAUACAAGCUCGAGCUAGCUUAGCCGCAGCAGAAGGAGAAGAGAAUGGGGAAGGUGUUCCUCUCACUGCAUCUGCUGGUAUUUAUAUGGAUGAAGAUAUUUAUGGAGGCAGUAAAUCCAAAUAUGAGGGCUAUGUGACAUCAAUUGCUGCUAAUGAUGAAGCAGAUGCAGAUGAUGAUGACUAUGAAUCGACAACAUUAAUGAACAAUAAGAAAGCUGGGUUUACUGCACCAACAGCAUUUUUGCAAGAACUCCGAGGCGAUAAGGAUUAUGACCCAUUUGGUGACAGAAGAGUGCCUCGAAUUGUGGAUCGAGAGGAUGAGUAUCGUGCUCAAAGGAGGAAAUUCAUGAUUUCUCCUGAAAGACUGGAUCCUUUUGCUGAUGGUGGGAAAACACCAGAUGCACAAUCAAGAACAUACCAAGUUAUUAUGAGGGAGCAAGCCCUUAACAAAGAUCAGGUUGAAUUAAAAAAGAAAAUUUCUGAAAAAUCGAAAGCUGGUGAAUUGAAACCAACAGAAAAUGGUGAAGUGGCUGCCAAACCUGCCAAGCGUCGAAGAUGGGAUCAACCAGCAGGAGAUGAAACUCCAUCUACACCUGCUAAAAAGAAGGCAUCAAGCUGGGAUGCUGCUGAAUCACAUACUCCAUCAGCUAGUCGUUGGGAUGAAACACCUGGAAGAAUACCUAAAGGCUCUGAAACACCCGGCGCUACUCCUGGGCAGAGCACUAGAAUGUGGGAUGCCACUCCUGCUCAUGCAACACCUGGGGCUGCAACACCAGGCCAUGACACUCCUGGUCAUCGAGCUACGCCGAGUGCUCGCAGAAACAGAUGGGAUGAAACUCCCAAAACUGAUCGAGAAACACCUGCUCAUGGUAGCGGUUGGGCAGAAACUCCUCGCACUGACAGAACUGGUACAGAUUUAAUUCAAGAAACUCCAACUCCGAGUGCAAGCAAACGUCGAUCUCGAUGGGACGAAACUCCAUCAUCACAGUUAGGCAAUCAGACACCUCAGACUCCAUCUAUGAUGACCCCGAUGACUCCAAUGACUCCUAUGACUCCAAUAACUCCAAGUGGAAUAACUCCUACAGGUGCUAAGGCCAUGGGGAUGGCUACACCUACUCCAGGGCACAUAAUGGCUAUGACACCAGAGCAACUUCAGGCCUACAGAUGGGAAAGGGAAAUCGAUGAACGCAACCGACCACUAACAGAUGAUGAACUUGAAACUAUGUUUCCUCCUGGUUACAAAGUCCUUCAACCUCCAGCUGGUUACAUACCUAUUCGAACGCCAGCACGUAAGCUUACUUCUACACCCACUCCUCUUGGUGGAACAUCCGGAUUCUUUUUCCAGAAAGAAGAUCCUGUUAAAAUGAUGGAUACACAACCAAAAGGCAAUCUUCCACCUUUGAAACCUGAAGAUAUACAAUAUUUUGAUAAACUUCUUGCUGAUGUGGAUGAAGAAUCUUUAAGUCCAGAUCAACAGAAGGAAAGAAAAAUUAUGAAAUUACUUCUGAAGAUUAAAAAUGGAACACCACCUAUGCGAAAAGCUGCCUUACGUCAAAUCACAGAUAAAGCCAGAGAGUUUGGUGCUGGGCCAUUAUUUAAUCAAAUCCUUCCCCUUCUUAUGUCUCCGACAUUAGAAGAUCAGGAGAGACAUCUCUUGGUUAAAGUCAUAGAUCGUAUUCUAUACAAGUUAGAUGAUCUGGUGCGUCCUUAUGUCCAUAAGAUUCUUGUCGUCAUUGAACCUCUCUUGAUUGAUGAAGAUUACUAUGCUCGUGUUGAAGGUAGAGAAAUAAUUUCUAAUUUAGCAAAGGCUGCAGGGUUGGCAACUAUGAUUUCUACUAUGAGACCUGAUAUUGACAACAUUGAUGAGUAUGUAAGAAAUACAACAGCUCGUGCUUUUGCAGUCGUUGCUUCAGCUUUAGGUAUUCCAGCCCUUUUACCCUUUUUGAAAGCUGUGUGCAGGAGUAAGAAAUCCUGGCAGGCUCGUCACACUGGCAUAAAAAUUGUGCAGCAGAUAGCUAUUUUGAUGGGUUGUGCAAUUUUACCACAUCUUAGAAACUUGGUAGAAAUUAUUGAACAUG